Messenger RNA from Phodopus roborovskii (desert hamster), 1166 nucleotides. RefSeq names its product inhibitor of CDK, cyclin A1 interacting protein 1 (gene Inca1). The coding region runs from base 258 to 953 and encodes 231 amino acids. Gene Ontology annotation, molecular function: cyclin binding; cyclin-dependent protein serine/threonine kinase inhibitor activity. Gene Ontology annotation, biological process: negative regulation of cell population proliferation; negative regulation of cyclin-dependent protein serine/threonine kinase activity. Lineage: Eukaryota; Metazoa; Chordata; Mammalia; Rodentia; Cricetidae. Gene Ontology annotation, cellular component: cytoplasm. The record is from RefSeq and is a predicted model, not a curated record. The transcript is spliced from 7 exons.
CACGGAGGGGACUCAGGCCGGAGCCGCGCACGUCGCCGCCGUCAGAGGCGCUCCUAGUAGGCGGGGCUUGUUGGCAGACCACGCCCAGGAGGCGGUCCGCUCAGCCCGGCCUUCUGGGGAGCGGGGCCAGUGGGGCGACCACAGUCUGUCACAGCGGAGCUGCUCCGUCCUGCCCGACCAGAGGUUCUAGAAUUCGCUUUGCAGUUACCUCAGCACCAAGGAGGCGAUCCGGUCCUGCUACCCAACUGAGUCCAGUCAUGCAGGGACAGGAAGAUGGAGACAACAUCCUCCCUUUUGCCAAGUGUUCCAGGGUGGUCAGCCGAUCUUCACCCUGCAGCCUGACUUCCCAGAGUAGCAGACCAAUGCCUCAGCCUUAUGGAGAUACCUUCUGGGAGAAUCUUAGCCAAAGGUCUAGCUCCAACUGGAUGGAAGAACAGCACAUUCCACCAAUACUGAGGGCCACUGGCUGCUCCCAGCCCGGCCUGCACCCUCUUGAGGGUCUCCCUCCUCCUGAAAAGCUCUGGAGAAGAAAGAGAAAGAAGCUGCAUUUGGAAAGAAUGCAAAAGGGCCCUGGAAACAUUCCAGCCCGUGUUAGAGCUGUUACUUAUCAUCUGGAGGACCUGAGGAGGCGGCAGAGAAUUGUCAAUGAACUGAAGAAGGCCCAGUGGGGCAGCUCUGAGGCUACAUCCGAGCUCCCAGUACUAGAAGAGGGCUAUGAGUUCUUCAGCACCACUGAAUACCUUGACGAGGAACAAGAGAGGGCAGCCUAUCCACAGGAAGAGAAUUAUUCUGUCACUCCCAGGGAUCAGCUGCUUUGGUCUCCCUGGACUCCCUUAGGCCAGGAGGGGCAUUAUGCUUCUGGGCAGCUAAGCUCUCUGGCCCACAGCACUGUUACAGCCAGGAGGAACCCCACUUACAAUCCUCAGAGGAUGGAGUUGGAGUCUGAGGAGUAGAGGGAAAUCACCCAUGCCUAAGCUUCGGGACCCAAGACCAAUUCAAACGGGAGACUCUCCUCAUUGGUGACGUCAAGGCGGGUGUUUCCCUCUCCUAACCCUAACUUGUUCACAGCCCACUUGAGUUCCUGUCCAACAGCCCCAUCCCCUCACAGCCGGACCCUGGUCUUGUGUUCUCUCUGUUCUGUUAUUAAAGAGCCCGGUGUAGUCUUG